Messenger RNA from Stylonychia lemnae, 3087 nucleotides. The record is from the annotation of a GenBank genome assembly. NCBI's taxonomy places the organism in Eukaryota, Ciliophora, Spirotrichea, Sporadotrichida, Oxytrichidae.
AUGCAGUAAUUUAAGUCAGCUAAUGCAUUCCCCUAAUCAACAGGCAAUCCAUUGACUGUUGAGAACUCUAUUUAAAACCCUCAGAUAAUAGGAGGUCAAAUUUAUGGGGACAUAGAUGCUUACGAUUCUAGAUUUUCUAACAUAGGCCUAAAUAACGACUUAAACUCCUCAUAGAUGGGAGAUAGUCAAAAUAGACGUAGGAAGAGAAGUGAGAGAGUCAAAUAAAGAGAACAGACACCAAACAAAUUAUUUGAUAAUGCCUACAAUGCUUACGGGUAAACUAAUCAUGACUGCAGAUUUGAUACAAGAGAGUCUGCUAUUUAAAAGGAAACAGAGAUUUCAAAUGUCUACACCAUCGACUAAUUUGCCAAUUUCCUUUUAUCCAAACAGUCCAGCAAUUACCAAUACUUUUAAAACGAUGAGCAAGUGGCUGAUAUAAAUCUCCUUGCUUAACAAUAACAACAACUCUAGCAAUAAAUUCAAGCUUAGUAGUAGUAGCAAUAAUAAUAGCAAGAUUUUUACCAAAGCUUUCUCCCUGUUAAGUAAAAUUCUCAGCAAAAUUAGCAAUAGAACCAAAAAGCUCUUGUAGAUUAUGAUGAUCAUUACAGUUAAAACGUGAGUGAUAGUAAUAGUAACAACAAUAUGUUUUCGUAGUUAGCUAAUAAUUACAUGGAGGGGAAUCCUCAAAGACAAUUCCAUAAUGUCUUUAAUCAAAAUAAUUUACAACACCAGGGUAGCAACUUGGAUCAAGCAAAUCAGGAUGAUAUGAACUAAAAUUAUGACGAUCAAUAGCAGAACGAUGAUUUCUAAAGAUUUAAAAAUUCUUCUCUAAAUCAUUAAAAUGUACUUGCUACAGAUCACAGUAUUAAUCAAAAUGCUCUUUUAUAUAAUGACCACCCUCAAUCAAAAGCAGACUCUCGAGCCAUGCAAGGUAACUUAAAUCUAGACUUAAACAAGAUGUCUCUAAAGGAAAGCCCAAUCAAAGGUAUGUAAAAUCAUGACAUAGAUCUUUCAUAUUACAAUAAAGAUGAUCCCCUUAGUGCUACACCAAGUGCUAUCAUGAAAAAAUGUAACUUUUCACCAGAGACUCCAAUCAGCCAAUUGAAUAACUUAGUGACAAUGAAUAAUAAUACUCCCUUGAAUCAAAAAUUUAAUAAUUAAAAUCAAUUCAUUGAUGACGAUAGCAACUUUGGAGAGGAUUAUGGAGAUGAUAAAAGCCAGUUUAAGGAAACAAUUAAGUCCUAAAGCACUGACAUCAGAAGUGCUAUUGCUGACUUGGAGAAUAUGAAUAAAAGAAACAUUAAUGGGAGAUAUACUGAACUAAGCAGGCCAAGUUCAAAUAAUAAGUACAAUCAACCUUAAUCAAAACCUCAUUCAACUGAGAGAAGAAUUGAAAGAUCUCAUUCAAAUAUAAAUACUUACAGAGAGCAUCAAAAUCAACCAUUUAAUCCUCAAUAACUUCAUAUCGAUACUAAAAAUCUUAAUAAGCCAUUAGACUAGCAAGACAUUGAUAAAGCUUUCCUUAUUAUGCAAUAUGAUUUGAUUCUCUAGUAAUUGAAUGACUAGAUUUAAAAGUUAUUGAUUAGAAAUCAAGAGCUUGAGCAAAGCAAUCUUCAAAGCGAGUUGAUCGUCUAACAAUAAAAUGGAAUUAUUUCUGAAAUGCAAUCUUAAGUAUAAGCUGAGAAACUAGCUUCUCAGUAGAGUGUUGAAUAACUCCAAUAGAUUAUUGGCCAAAGAGAAAUAAUCGAAACUGAAUUAGAGAAACACAAGUAAAUACUCUAAUUAUACUCAAAUGAACUUGAUCUCUCUAGACAACAAACAUUCGAUUUAGACCAAAGAUUAUAAAUUGCUUCACAGUAGAGUGUUGCUGCUCUGCGUUAGGAAUAAGAUGCUAAGGCUAAGAUUGAUGACUUAAUUGGGCGCGUCAGACAUCUAGAAACUUAACUAAGAAUAAAAGAGGAUGAAAUUUUCAAACUCAGAUAAGAUAACUAGAAUAUGUUUAGUGAUCUAAGAAAUAUUACUCAAACGGAAGAGUAAUACAAAGUAGAUAUUCUAGAAGGCAGAGGUAAGAGAUAGGAAUUAGAAAUCUAAAAUGAAGAUUUAAGAGAGAGAACUUCUAUCUAAGAACAGAAAAUUAAGAGCCUUUAAGCUGAGCUAGAAAAGGUAAAAAGAGAAACUAAUCAUAAACUUGAGUAAAGUAAAAUGAAUGAGUUAAAUAUGGAAGAAAUGAGAGAUGAGAAUAAGCAACUUAGGGACCGUCUUACUUAAAUAGAGUAGGAAAGGAUCAACUUAGUAUCAGAUAGGGAAAGAAAGGAUAGAGACAAUAAAAAUUUGUAAGCUGAACUUAACAGAAUGAGUCAAAUGGUUUAAACAUAUAAAAACAUGGCGUAAUAAAAUGAGUUAAGAAUGAACUAAUCAGCCUAAGAAGUAAAGGGAUAUUUUGGAGCAAGCAGUAAUAAGUCUGAUUAUGAUAAUGACAAUUCCAGUAGAAGUAAUGUGAGUUGGCUAAAUAGCAGCAAUAAUAACCCCGGUAAUAACAGAUAAGUCUUGAAAAAUACAGAUAUGAAUUCAUAUCAUAAAGGCCAGAAUAGCUUCACUGAUUAGUCGAAUACCAUAUCAUGGGUUCAUGGUCAAUCUAAUAACUAAACUUCAUAGUAGCCUAAUGAAGGGGUUUUUGGAGAUUAUUCACCUUUAAAAAAAUCAGAUCCUAAUGUUCCUUAUGCCUAGAGAUAAAAGAUGAUGUAGAAAAAUACUAAUUCCCCAUCCUUAAACCAGUUAUACGGAGAUAAAAAACCAGCUUACAAUUAGCACUAAUAACCAUCAUAAAUUGCUUGGGGUGGAAAUUCAGUUAAUGUAUAAUAAUAAUUCAACAAUACUCCAAUGGACUCUAAUCCAUAGAGUCAACUUCAACAGUUGAAAAAAGAAAAAUAAAGACUUGAGGGUGAAUAUUCAAAAAUACCAAUCACUAUAAAUGGUAAAAGUUUAUAGAUAAAGAAGAGAAAAGAAGAGCUUGAAUUUGAACUGGACGCAGUUGAAAAGCAAAUCUCAAGAUGCACACUCAAACUCAAAGAACAUAAUGGUUACUGA